Molecule: messenger RNA, 612 nt
Organism: Zychaea mexicana
Lineage: Eukaryota; Fungi; Mucoromycota; Mucoromycetes; Mucorales; Lichtheimiaceae
Exons: 3
Coding region: 1-612 (203 amino acids)
Source: RefSeq, a predicted model, not a curated record
AUGGUCGCCACAAGAUUCCUUUGUAUUCUUGUCAUUGUAGUAUGCAUUUUCACUCUUCUGGCCGAGUCAGCUCCGGAACAUCAUCUGGAGAAACGCGGUAGAAAAAGAAAAGGCAAAGGAAAGGGCAAAGGCAAAGGACACCACAAGAAAAAGCAUCACCACCAUGGUGGUUCGUCUUCUUCUUCCUCCGGCAGCAACAAUGGAGAUUCUUUGGCAGACUUUUUGGCCGACGUCAGUAGCGCUGUGGACAAUGUUGUCGCAGGCGUCUUUCAAGGCUAUGGAACAUUCUUUCAUCCCAAGACCGAAGGUGGAGAACAAGGUGCUUGCAGCGGUAUCAUUGAGUCAGAUAAAAGCAACAUUGUCGCCUUGAGCACCGACCUGUACGGCCCUACCAACAAAAACAGCCACUGGUGUGGAAAGAAGGUCUUGAUCAAAACCGACGAUGGCAAAAAGACCACAGCAAAGAUUACGGAUGCUUGCCCAACCUGCAAAACAAAAUCGUUGGAUAUGACGCCAGCCGUGUAUAAUCGCAUCGCAGAACCCAAAAAGGGCAUUGUUCCUAUUAGCUGGUGUGCCUGUGGCACAAAAGGUUGUGAUGACGAUCAAUGCUAG